AUGGAGGCGCCCGUAGCAUUCGCCUAUACUGCCUAUGCCCAGAGCCGGGCCUGGCUUACACCCUUUUUCCUGAUUCUCAUGGGCACAGUAACAACUUCAACAUCAAGGUUAUGCGGCUCACAUAUACCAAAGAUCUACUGUGUUAAUUGGUUGAUGGGUAAACUAGCUUGUUCUUCCUCCGUAGCAAACAUUGCUGUUCCAGCUUUUAAUUAUACUUUUUAUUUUGGCCAUUGUACGUUUGUUUGUUGGUCCUAUAUAUACAUGGUCAGAACAUGCCUAAAAUCCAAAGAGAACAGGAGUAAAUUUAUGCAGACAUGUGUACCACACUUAUUCUCUUUAAUAGUAGUAGUUGGUUCCUUGCUGUUUGAUUUGUUGUAUAUGCGAUUUGGUUCAAAGGAGUUAACACAAGGUGUCCAGAAUUUAAUGGCAAUGGAAUUUCUCCUUGUUCCCCCAAUUGUCAAUCCACUGAUAUAUGGUUUCAAAUUGACACAAAUAAGAAACAGGAUUCAAAAUGUUAUGUGCAGUAAAAAUUAG
Messenger RNA from Anoplopoma fimbria (sablefish), 534 nucleotides. Its product is annotated as olfactory receptor 51G2-like. NCBI's taxonomy places the organism in Eukaryota, Metazoa, Chordata, Actinopteri, Perciformes, Anoplopomatidae. Gene Ontology annotation, molecular function: olfactory receptor activity. Bases 1 to 534 code for a protein of 177 amino acids. Gene Ontology annotation, biological process: G protein-coupled receptor signaling pathway. Gene Ontology annotation, cellular component: membrane. The record is from RefSeq and is a predicted model, not a curated record. The transcript has a single exon.